Molecule: messenger RNA, 1233 nt
Organism: Dendrobium catenatum
Lineage: Eukaryota; Viridiplantae; Streptophyta; Magnoliopsida; Asparagales; Orchidaceae
Product: peroxisomal 2,4-dienoyl-CoA reductase-like
Exons: 5
Coding region: 108-1001 (297 amino acids)
Biological process (GO): fatty acid catabolic process
Molecular function (GO): 2,4-dienoyl-CoA reductase (NADPH) activity
Source: RefSeq, a predicted model, not a curated record
ACCUCGCGAACGUAUAGAUUGUUAUUUCCAUUAGUCAACGAAGGAGGCAGCAGGCGGGAAGGGAAGGGAAGGGUGAGAGGGAAGCAGUCGAUGCCGAUAGAGCAUUAAUGGAGUCUGUGUUCAGAGCCGACGUCCUAAAGGGGAAGACGGCGCUCAUAACGGGAGGGGGUUCCGGGAUCUGCUUCGAGAUCUCUACACAGUUCGGGAAGCAUGGCGCUGCCAUCGCCAUCAUGGGCCGCCGCCGCCAUGUCCUCGACGCCGCCGUCGGCACCCUUCGUUCGCAGGGCAUCCGUGCUAUUGGGAUUGAGGGAGACGUACGCAAAUCAGAAGAUGCAGCCAGGGUCAUUGAAAGCACAAUUAGACAUUUUGGAAAACUUGAUAUCCUUGUAAAUGGGGCAGCAGGCAAUUUUCUGGCAUCCCCUGAAGAUCUAUCACCUAAGGGCUUCAAGACAGUGCUAGAUAUCGAUAGUGUUGGCACAUAUACAAUGUGUCAUGAAGCUUUAAAAUAUCUAAAAAAUGGAGGUCCAGGGAAAGGCCCAUCCACCGGUGGCGUUAUCCUGAAUAUAAGUGCAACAUUGCAUUAUAGAGCAACCUGGUACCAGAUUCAUGUUUCUGCUGCCAAGGCAGCUGUUGAUAGCAUCACUAGGUCCUUGGCCCUGGAGUGGGGUUCUGAUUAUGACAUAAGGGUCAAUGGAAUAGCCCCUGGACGAAUUGAUGGCACCCCGGGAAUGCAAAAGCUUCGACCAAAGGAAGUGACUGAAACAGGACAAGGUUUAAUGCCUCUGGAUAGAUCUGGAGAGAAAUGGGAUAUAGCUAUGGCUGCUCUCUACCUGGCUUCUGAUGCAGGUAAAUUUGUCAACGGGACCACUUUAAUAGUCGAUGGAGGUUACUGGCUAAGCCAACCUCGGCAUAUUUCCAAGGAAGAAGUAAAGAAAAUCUCUAGGAUUGUGGAAAAAAAUUCAAGGGAGUCUACAGUUGGAAUACCAACCAGCAAGCUAUGACAGCAUAAUAACCCAACAGUUCUGCAAACUCAAUUUCAGCUUCAACAACAGGAUAGGAAGCCUUGUUAGCUAUUCCUUAUCCAGCAAAACGAGCCAUAGUAUAUUAUGCUGCUGUCUUAUCAUAUGGAAAUGAUAAUAAUUGUUGUCAGUUCAAUAUGACACUUUCAGAGAACCAAGCUUUUAUUAUGCUGAGAAAUAUGAUGAAGUGUUACAUUGCUCAUGCAAUUUCAUU